GGGGAUUCAUUGAAGGUUGGUCCAAUAUUAUACACAGGAGAAACCAAUUUCUAUUUGAGCUCUACUUCAGAGACACAGAAGAAUGAGCAGAGAAGGGAAGGUGGUCUGUGUAACAGGAGCUUCAGGAUUCAUAGCUUCUUGGUUAGUCAAGCUUUUACUUGAACGUGGUUACACUGUAAAAGCUACCGUUCGUAAUCCAGAUGAUCCGAAGAUGAAACACUUGCAUGAACUUGAUGGAGCUGAAGAAAGGCUUCAUUUGUUCAAGGCAAGCUUGUUAGAAGAAGGAUCUUUUGAUGCUGCAGUUGAUGGCUGUGUAGGUGUUUUCCACACAGCAUCACCUUUAACUACGACAGCCAAAGAUCCUCAGGCUGAAUUGAUUGAUCCUGCAGUGAAGGGAACACUCAAUGUUCUUAGAUCAUGUGCAAAAGUUGAGUCUGUCAAGAGAGUUGUUAUAACAUCUUCUCUAACUUCAGUUAUAUUCAAUGGAAAACCUCUUAACCCUGAUGUGGUGGUAGAUGAGACCUGGUUUUCAGAUCCUACUUUUUGCAAGGAGUCGAAGUACUGGUAUCAUCUUUCAAAGACCUUAGCAGAAGAGACAGCUUGGAGAUUUGCAAAAGAAAAAGGCAUUGAUUUGGUCACAUUACAUCCAGGAUUGGUAAUUGGUCCCAUCUUACAGUCAACACUUAAUUUUUCUGUGGAGGUGAUUUUCAACAUCAUAAAUGGAGUCCAGUCAUUCCCUAGCCCUUUCAGACUUGUUGAUGUUAGAGAUGUUGCAUAUGCACACAUUCAAGCUCUUGAGGUUCCCAUAGCAAGUGGCAGAUAUUUGUUGAUUGGUAGAGUUACACAGCUACAUGAGAUUCUGAAGAUUUUACAUGAACAUUACCCUGCUUUCAACAUUCCAGAAAAAUUCAAAGAUGUGAAGAAUGAGACAACAUACCAGAUUUCUAAUGAGAGGGCAAAGAGUUUGGGCGUCAACUUUAGGCCUUGGGAGGCAAGUCUUCUGGACACCGUGGAAAGCUUGAAGGGGAAAGGCUUCCUCAAUUUCUAUGAAGCUACAGAAAGCAAGUGAUGCAGAACUUCUUGAAUCAAAGCUUUUAUUUAUCUAUGUAGUCCUUUUUUUUAUCCAGCUUUGUAUCAAGUGAAUGGCAGCUGCAACAUGCUUUCCAAGUCAUGUCUGCAAAAAAUAAUAAGGUAUCAAGCCAUAUAGAACUAUGGCUCUACCCAAACUACUUUGAAACACAUUUUUAUUGAACGUUUACAGUUUAGACA
Molecule: messenger RNA, 1269 nt
Organism: Mangifera indica (mango)
Lineage: Eukaryota; Viridiplantae; Streptophyta; Magnoliopsida; Sapindales; Anacardiaceae
Product: phenylacetaldehyde reductase-like
Exons: 6
Coding region: 83-1069 (328 amino acids)
Molecular function (GO): oxidoreductase activity, acting on the CH-OH group of donors, NAD or NADP as acceptor
Source: RefSeq, a predicted model, not a curated record